CCUCCGGCGACAUGUUGUCGACAACAGACGUAUACUAGAUGCGUAGACAGACAACGUUGUUAAACAAAAGUUCCGCGCUAACUUUCAGCAUGUUGGCCAACAUGUCGCGCGCCAAAUGUUGCCAAAUGGAAACGCGACUUAUACGCUAUCUGACAACCCAUAUCACGAGGUACAUAGAUUGGACCUGCUAACAACUAAGAACUCCAAUUGGCGCAGAAGUAGUAUACUACCCAGCUCCUUAUCAUUCUGGAGUCCUUGUCAACAUUAUAAGAUUUUUCAUUGAGAUGCACUGGUAUUAUUGUAUAGCUAUGAUGACUGCAAUUGACUGCCUCUCUGUCUGCUCCAUGGUAUUCAUCUCUUCGAAGUUCAAACUCCUCUCUACAUACUUCGAAGGUCUGAAGAAGAAGUACCAGGCUAAUGUCGAGAAAAAGAGUCAGCAAGAGUUGGAGAGAGAGUACAGAGAGGAAUUUGUUACGGGGAUAAAGUUGCAUCAGAAUACUUUAUGGUACGCCCAAAAUGUUCAGUACGCUUUGGGCAACUUAUACAGCAUCCAAGUAGUACAGAGCAUGUUUCUACUUGUCCUUUGCCUUAUAAAGCUCGUCGUGAUAGAACGAAAUUUAAUGUUCUGGGUGGCAAACAUGACAUUCAUGUCAUGCCUGGUGGCGUUGCUUGGAGGAUACAUGAUGGCUGGUGGAGACAUUACCUACGAGGCAUCGCUGGUACCGAACGCGAUAUUCAACUGUGGCUGGGAGCUGAUGCAGGGCAACAAGGAGUUGCGGACUAUGGCCGUGGUGGCGCUGAUCCGCAGCCAGCGCAGUGUCGUCAUGGUGUCAUUCGGAGUGCUCGAACUCUCGUACGGCAAUUUUAUUUCGGUAAUUCGCAAUUCGUACUCCUUCUUCGCGGUAUUUUAUUAAUUGUACAACGUUUCUUCUUAGGCUGAAAGCACUUAAGUACUUAAGAAC
This is a messenger RNA of Pectinophora gossypiella (pink bollworm), 962 nucleotides long. RefSeq lists its product as uncharacterized. Gene Ontology annotation, biological process: sensory perception of smell; detection of chemical stimulus involved in sensory perception of smell. NCBI's taxonomy places the organism in Eukaryota, Metazoa, Arthropoda, Insecta, Lepidoptera, Gelechiidae. The record is from RefSeq and is a predicted model, not a curated record. The transcript has 6 exons. Gene Ontology annotation, cellular component: plasma membrane. Gene Ontology annotation, molecular function: olfactory receptor activity; odorant binding. The coding region runs from base 285 to 914 and encodes 209 amino acids.